Messenger RNA from Radiomyces spectabilis, 859 nucleotides. RefSeq lists its product as uncharacterized. The record is from RefSeq and is a predicted model, not a curated record. Lineage: Eukaryota; Fungi; Mucoromycota; Mucoromycetes; Mucorales; Radiomycetaceae. The transcript is spliced from 2 exons. Gene Ontology annotation, molecular function: protein-containing complex binding. Gene Ontology annotation, cellular component: mitochondrion. The coding region runs from base 20 to 769 and encodes 249 amino acids.
CCCAUUCUUUAUCCGUAUUAUGGUGCUCACUCAAAUUCUCGUCACCGGUGGAACAGGACUUGUCGGUUCCGCCAUUGCGCGCGAAGCUCAAAAUAAUCAUAAAUAUCAGAUUUUGGCGUUGUCGCGCAGCGCGUCUUCUGCGAACGAUAGACCUGGUCUCCAAUACGUGAAAGGCAACUGCCUUAACCAACAAGACUUGAAGAACGCUCUUCAAACAAACCUUUCUGUGGUGCAUACCGUCGGUACCUUGAUUGAACAGAGCAAGAAAGGAAUUGAAGGAAGCUAUGAACGUUUGAAUCGCGAUGCCGCCAUUUCCGUUGCACGCGCCAUGGCGGAGCAGUACGAUGGGAAGAAGCGACAGUGUCUCGUGUAUUUCUCUGCUGCAAAAGCACCUCCUAGCUGGCUUUUGGAUGAGCGCUAUAUGAGGAUGAAGCGAGAAGCUGAAGCGGCGUUAAUGGGACAAGAAUUUAAGAAUAAAAUCAGAGUUGUCGUGUUUAGACCAGGGUUGAUGUAUUCGUACCAUAGACGACAAUUAAUGUUGCCUUUCGCGUUUAGCUUGAUUGUCGGCGCUGCUAUCCUCAGACCUCUGAGUUCAUAUAUUCCCAAUCAGUUACAAUACCUCACAGACCGUCCUUUACUGGAUAACGAAGUGGCAAGAGCAACCUUUGAAGCUUUGGAAAACGAAGAGGUUGAAGGUAUCUACGAAAUUGACCACAUUCGCGAGUUGGCCAAAGCAUGGGAAAAAAAACAACUCGCAAAAUCUGAAUAAAGCACAAAAGUCAUAGUAAUUAAAUAAUACAGAUUCGACUUUGUAUGGCUUGAAGGCCAAUUUGAUGGCUCAUGACUCGAUAACUUGGGA